Molecule: messenger RNA, 1091 nt
Organism: Anopheles cruzii
Lineage: Eukaryota; Metazoa; Arthropoda; Insecta; Diptera; Culicidae
Product: hsp70-binding protein 1-like
Exons: 3
Coding region: 82-1035 (317 amino acids)
Source: RefSeq, a predicted model, not a curated record
AUACCGCGCACGCAUUGCAAGAUUGAGAGACGCGCAUUAGAUUUUGUGAAACAGUUUUUGAAACGAGAAUCUCCCUACAAAAUGGCCAGUGGAGAUAAUCCAGACCAGCCGCGCCAUCCGCGCAAUCUACAGGGUCUGCUUAAGUUUGCUAUGGAAGCAACCAAGGACGAAGACGCUCCACGCGGACAUUCCAUGGAGCGAAUGGACGAGGAGCGACGCCGAUUUCUGGAGCUUGCCCUGGGAACAGUGGCCGUCGAUAUUGCUACAGAGUUCGAAAAGGCAAUUCACAUAAUCGAGGACAAAGAUGCGACGGAUGAGGCGAAGGUCGAUGCGUUGGAAGCCGUGUUGGACUUUGUGCAGGAUGUGGAUGCGGCAAACGAUUUCUUUCAGGUCGGAGGUUUUCGAAUAAUUCGGCCAGGCGUGGAAUCGCCCAACGCAAACAUACGCAGCUGCACGCUCCGAUUGAUUGGGGAACUGACACAGCAUAACGCAUUUUGCCAGUCGAAGAUGCUGGAUAUGGACAUUCUUCCGAAAUUGAUGGAAAUGCUUUCCGACGAACCGAAGGUAGCGGAAAAUGCACUCCAUGCCAUGUCGUGUAUGAUACGGCACUGCGACCCGGCGAUAGUCGCUUUUAUGGCAAUCGGCGGCGUCGAGUGUAUUUUGCGAUGCAUGGAGGUUGGCAGCGAAAAACUGAGGGCAUGUGCUGCGUUCCUCACGACUGGCAUAGUCACAUCGCAUCCAUCUUCGCGGGACGAGUUCGUUAAGCUCAACGCGGUGGAAAUAUUUAUGGGAGUCAUCAAGCCAACCACUAAAGACUACGACCCAGAGCUGGACACCGCGCUGUACGCGCUGAAGCAUUUGAUUGAAUGCGACGAGGGCAGGCGAAGAUGCUCCUGUGAAGAAAGUUUUAAGGUGAAACUGGAUACGAUUAUCGAAUACAGCCGAGGAAACAGUGCAUGUGAGGAAAUUUCGCGAUGCUCCCGAUUCAUUCUAAAGCAAUGCUUUUCCGAUCCUAACGAUGAAAGUAAGCAAUAAACGAUUGGUUGCAUUUUGAUUGUUGUUUGUGGCGCCAAUAAACAUACUUCCGAUAC